Molecule: messenger RNA, 249 nt
Organism: Nematocida homosporus
Lineage: Eukaryota; Fungi; Microsporidia
Exons: 1
Coding region: 1-249 (82 amino acids)
Source: RefSeq, a predicted model, not a curated record
AUGACUCUGCCUUCAGAACUGGCCAUGAAUAUUCGGAUUAUUAAAGCACUUGGUGAUGCGCGUACAGUAGGACCUUUAAGACACUUUAUUAUUUCGGCUAUUCUGAAACGGCUUAAAAAGCCUAAUGUGAUAACUGGGGGAAUGUUUUGGAAGUUUUUGGGUAUUUACUACGGAAUGAAUGAGGAGUUAGAAGUGCCAGGUCGGGAGGUGGGUUUUGAAGAGUUUAAACUGCCGAUUCAGAUGGAAUAG